Molecule: messenger RNA, 4598 nt
Organism: Diorhabda carinulata
Lineage: Eukaryota; Metazoa; Arthropoda; Insecta; Coleoptera; Chrysomelidae
Gene: Cdk4
Product: cyclin-dependent kinase 4
Exons: 7
Coding region: 176-1084 (302 amino acids)
Biological process (GO): regulation of gene expression; protein phosphorylation; regulation of G2/M transition of mitotic cell cycle
Cellular component (GO): nucleus; cytoplasm; cyclin-dependent protein kinase holoenzyme complex
Molecular function (GO): cyclin-dependent protein serine/threonine kinase activity; cyclin binding; ATP binding
Source: RefSeq, a predicted model, not a curated record
GUAUUCUGUCAAGUAUCAUUUUUUGAUUUUCUACAACAUGUUGAACUAGUGAGAGAAGUCGUCUAUUUUUAUAUUUAUUUAUAUAUUUAUAUUUAUUUGAGUAUCAAUGUUUUUAUUUCUUCACUUUAAGUUAUAAAGUGUUUAAAAUAUAACUUUUUAUUAUUUUUACGAGAUAAUGUCAUUCGAAAAAAGCAAUACAUAUGAAGCUCUUAAUAGAAUUGGAAGGGGAGCGUAUGGAACAGUUUAUAAAGCUAAAGAUAGGAAAACAGGUAAUGAUGUAGCUUUAAAACGAGUAUGUGUACCAUUAACUGAAGACGGGAUUCCAAUGAACACAUUGCGAGAAAUUGCUUUACUUCGUCAACUAAAUACAUUCGAUCAUCCAAAUAUUGUACGUCUCUUAGAUGUAUGUCAUGGACAACAAAUGGAAAAAGAACUCAUCAUGUACCUAGUGUUUGAACAUGUAGAACAAGAUCUAGCUACAUACAUAGAGAAAAAUUCAAAAGGUUUCUGCUCAAUAGAAAUUCGUAAUCUUGCAAAAGAGAUACUCCAAGGAGUCGACUUUUUACAUAGUAACAGAGUCGUACACAGAGAUUUGAAGCCUCAAAAUUUGUUAGUAACACAUGAUGGUCAUAUCAAAUUAGCAGAUUUUGGAUUGGCUAAAAGCUAUGAUUUUGAAAUGCAGUUAACUUCUGUGGUGGUCACAUUAUGGUACCGAGCACCGGAGGUUCUUCUAGGUCUCACAUAUGCAACACCGGUUGAUAUUUGGUCUAUUGGUUGUAUAAUUGUGGAAUUGUAUAGCCUCAAACCUCUAUUUUGCGGUUGUUCCGAAGGCGAUCAGCUCAGCAAAAUUUUCAGAAUAAUUGGUAAACCAUCAGAGAAAGAAUGGCCGGAAGAAAAUGUGUCCAUAAAAUGGAAUUCUUUUGACGUUAUUAAUACAAUCACCAUAGAAGAGAUAAUACCUAACAUUUGUGAAACGGCUUGUGAUUUGGUUAUGAGUAUGCUUACUUUUGAUCCGAAGAAAAGGGUGUCAGCACUUCAGGCAUUGAAUCAUCCGUUUUUCACUGAAGAACCUCUGAACACGUAAAUACAAUGAAAAUCGUUUAGGCAAAAGAAUUUUAUAGAAAACUGUAAGGAAUCUUUGUGAAAAUUUUGCUUAAACAUUUUUUUUAUAUAGUUUGAUUGCAGUUUAUUUUUUUCUCCCAGGGGCCGUUCAUAAAAUACUUCACGCUAAAAUUAGUUUUUUCUCACCCCCUCCCCCCAAUAUCACGCUUUCUGUGACCACCCCUAUAAAUAUCGUCACAAAAACUAACCCCCCUCCAUCUGAUAUUAUACAAAUUUUGAAAAUUUAAAUAUUCAUUUAGUUUUUAUAAUAAAAUAUGAUAAAUAUCUUUCACAACAAAUAAAUAAAUAAUAUUUUUAUUAAUCAGAAGUCCAAGAAUUCUGUAAAUGUGCCGAAAUAUCUAUAAUAGGUAUUGCAGCAUCUUCUUCUUCAUUUAUUUCAAAACUACCCUUCACUUCAUCGUCAUCAUUCAUUCUUCAUCAUUCUGCAUUUUCCGUGCCAUCUUUUUCAUUAAUACGCAUAAAUAGUUCUCGAGCUCAUCGAGCUGCGAUGCGAGUUGGUUGUAUGCGUCGAACUACUUCAUCUUUUCUUUUUCGUUUUGGAUGUAAAUUUUUUGAAUGCUGUAGUAGAGUUUUAUUAGAUGUGUGAUAUAGACUACAUUCUUUGCAUGUUCUGCUUGCUAAUUUAUCGUAAAUUGACGGACAAAACCAAUCGUAAGAAAUUUGUUGAAAAUCUUCAGCUUCAGGCUGAAGUUUCACUGCAAGACGGGCAAAUAAAUUAAGAUAUUUACCAUCUUCAGAAUUCACUUGCAAUACCUUUAAUCCGUUUUGAGUUUGUUGUAAUUUAAUUGGUGGAGGCAAAAAUCCGUUUGGAAGUAAACUUCUCAAACUACUUCUAGUUUGGCCACAGCAGUCUUUGUCUGAGCAUUUCAAAAUUUGUAAUAAGUAUUGUGAUUCAUGAACAUGUUUACAGUACCAAUCAUUAAUUAAUAUUUGUGCAUCAUCACUAUCAUCUUCUUUUGGUGCAAUAUACUCUGCAUCUACAUCAUAACCAUCAACUUUUAAUGACUUCCAAACACUAGCUAAAGUUGUCCCUGCAUAUUCAAAGUUUUUUUUCUCAAAAUCUUUAUCUACAGUUUUACCGUAAGAAUCUAAAUGCGACCCAUAAUGCUCAUAAGGCAAAAUCAAGCCAGCAAGCUCAUGACUUAAUGGAGCCAUUCUCCUUUUCACACGAUUGUAAGCACUCCUGCCUGGUGCAUUUGUAACAACAAAUAAAGCAUCUAAAUUAAAAUCACGAAAAUGCUGGAUAGCAUGGAAUAUUACUUUUUCAUAACGAGGAUUUUCGUCAGGACCCCCAUCAGCAGAAAUGAUCACUACAGGUUUUGGCGAUCCAAUGUUGUUUUAGGCCAAACUUUUAAAUGACUCCAGUUCAAAAAUUUGUUUGAAAUCAUCAGCAUGUGUCUUGGCUGUCGAACUAGAAUGUUUGCAACUUCGAAUAGCUAUAAAUGUUGGUCCUGAAUAAGUUACUUUUGAAGGAUUUCCAAAACCAUUCGGUUCAAUAACAAUACCCGUGUAUACAGAUGGUAUCAAUUUAUAUCCAGCAGCCACUACCCAGUCAUGGUCUCGAAGAGAAACCUUAUAUUGCAUAUACAUCAAUAAUGGUGCUUGUUUUGAAGCUGAUGUAAGUCCGAUCGGAACUCGGGCUUUAUCAUCCUGAGAAAAAAAAUACUUCAGUAGGUCCAAGAAAAGAAGCAAGACUCUCUAAAUAUCUACUUGAAGCUGUGUCAAUAUGUUUUUUCUUCAAGUCAUUUUGAGCACGAAUUAAUUUCACUGGAACCGUAGAGACAUGUCUCUUUCCUUCACGAGAAAUUGAAUUUCGUGGUAAAAGUCGUAAAUACGUAGCACUUCUACUCAGUUGAAAACCUAAAGUUUUUAAUUGCUCGUGUGACUGAUCUAAAUUUUUACAGCUUCUUACUGUCUCAGUUCUACGUCUUUCAGCAGAGCUACCAAAGAUGACAAUUUUCAUGAUCGUUUGCAAUAAAGCUGGUUGAUCCUCUUCUAAGCUCGGCCGACCUGGAUUGCUUCUUAUUUUUAAUUUUUCUGCUACAUCCGGAUGCUCAAGACAAACAUCCUCAAGCUUCCUUUUUUUAUUGUACGGGAUUUCGAUGAUCUUUGUUGAGCUAAUUGUUUACGCUUGAGAGAUUUUUUUUUCAGUUUCUAUUUUGUCUUUUAGUUUAUUUAUUUCUUUAUCAAGUCCAGCUGUAGACAAUCCAGAAUCUCUUUGCAAAAGUAAUGAAUUUAAACUUGAUUCCAUAACUGAAAUUUUUUUUGCUCUCAUCUUGGGCGGGUGUAGCUGUUUUUGAACUGCACAUUUGUUCUUGACAAGGCAAGCUAUUUUCAAUAGAGACUGUUUUUUGUGAUGGAAGAUCUUCUUUACUCGUUGACGCUUGAGGCCCAUCUUUGACUGUAUUUUGUGGCUAAAAAAACAAAAAAUUGAUUAUAAAUAUGGAUUAAUAAAAUUGAUUCAAUAAAAUAGAGGCUUAUACAGGCUAGUUUACACUAUAAAUCUACAUAUAUAGAAAUUAUUCAUGAUAAUGAAAUAAUAUAUACCGCGAAUAAUAUUGAUAUAACCCCGAUAACAGUAAAUAUAUAAACUAGGUACAAAAAAAAAAGUUUUUGACUUACCUUAAGUCUUGCGAAAAACGUUAAAUUUCUUGCUUUGUUUUGAAUUAUCUUUUGAUUUAAAGAUUCAAUAAUAUUUUGAAUAUUCACUUCAAAUUGCUUGCCAUCACUUUUGUAUUCUUGUUUGAGAUCAUUACAAAUCUUGUCAACAUUUUCUUGAAUGAUCAUUGAUUUUUUAUCCGGAUAACACUUUUUAUAAGUGUUAAAUAAUUUUUGAUAAAGUUCACCUCUUAUCGAUGUCAUUUUUUUUCUUAUCUAUAUAUAUAUAUAUAUAUAUAUAUAUAUAUAUAUAUAUAAAUAUAUAAAUAUAUAAAUUUUGGUGAAGUAAUUCACGUGAUAAAAAGUAUUAAAUUGAGAAAUAUAAAAAAAGCGUCCGAAUUAGUUCACCACUAUAUGACGAAUGAAGAAAUUAUAUAAUAAUAAAACCAUGAGAAACAAUAUUUUCAUUUGUUACUACGGAAGAAUCCAAUUGUGACCGAUCGCAAUGCCGCUAGAGCCAAGUCAAAAGGCUAAACCACAGAGCCAGCGCUCAUGUCGAAAAAUAAACAAAAAUAAAUAUAUUAAGUUACAAUUUAUAGUAAUAAAACUGGAUAUGUUUGAAAGUCGACAUAUUUACUAUAAAAUAGAAAAUAAAUGACUUUUUGUCAUGAUGAAAAUUUAAAAAUAAAAACAGUAAAAAAAUACUUAUUGAAAAUAUUUUAAUGAACAACGAACGUCACAUUGUCAUACACCCCCCGUCCCCCUUGUCACACUCAGGAAGAGCCCUCCCCCCCUUAAGUGCGAAUGUAUUUUAUAAAUGGCCCCUCAGUUGUAUGUGUAUCAUCUAUUUUUUAAGUAAAAAAGAAGUAUUUUUGUAA